Messenger RNA from Carcharodon carcharias (great white shark), 3090 nucleotides. It is a transcript of the gene sumo1, whose product is annotated as small ubiquitin like modifier 1. Gene Ontology annotation, cellular component: PML body; nucleus. Gene Ontology annotation, biological process: protein sumoylation. Gene Ontology annotation, molecular function: protein tag activity; ubiquitin-like protein ligase binding. The record is from RefSeq and is a predicted model, not a curated record. Bases 129 to 431 code for a protein of 100 amino acids. The transcript is spliced from 5 exons. Lineage: Eukaryota; Metazoa; Chordata; Chondrichthyes; Lamniformes; Lamnidae.
GAUGCUUGAGUGCGUCAUGACGUACAUGACGUUUUGCUGUGCUGAUCGGUGCGCAGAAGUGGCUGGUGAGAGUGUUGAUAUUUAUUGGUGAUUGGAUUCUUCUUUAACUACAUCUGUCCGGUAUUAAGAUGUCUGAUCAGGAGGCAAAGCCUUCCAGCCAAUCGGGAGAGAAAAAGGAUGGGGAAUACAUUAAGUUAAAAGUUAUAGGCCAGGACAACAGUGAGAUUCAUUUCAAAGUGAAAAUGACCACACAGCUAAGAAAGCUGAAGGAGUCCUACUGUCAGCGACAGGGUGUUCCACCAAAUUCACUUCGAUUUUUGUUUGAGGGUCAGCGGAUCACAGAUCACCAAACACCUAAAGAGCUUGGCAUGGAGGAUGAAGAUGUGGUUGAAGUUUAUCAGGAACAGACAGGAGGAUGGUUGAGAGUCUAACCGCUGAUCCCUGCAUCAGGAUCCCGAUCAUCUGUAUAAUUUCUUUAUUGUUUCUUGUCGGCUGUAAUCACUGAUUUUAUAUAUAAAAAAAAGAAAAAAAAUGAAACAACUUUCUUUCAUAUGGUUUGUACGACAGGUUGAUGCCCAGCUGGAAGUUCUUAUUUUCAGUAUGUACUAUAAUACAACCAAUUCCGUAUAUUUAGCAUAAAUGGCAACAAAAUGCCCACUGAGAUUUGUUUUUAAAUAGAAGCUUGUGACUUAAGUACCUUGGCUUUAUAAAUUCAUAUUUUUCAUUACAUAAGACCAUUUGGAAGUUCUUUUUUCAAAUUCUAGGAAAAAUGGAUUUAAGAAAGUUUUAUAUGAAAGAAGCCUUCACAAAACAAUGUUCUAAAACAUACAUUCCCAAAUAUCGUACUGAAAUUGCAAGUUGAAAGUAGCAAAUUACCUUGUAAUAAUUUGACUCCUUUAUUAUUUGGCCAGACAGAAUGUUAAUGUUUCCCGUUCAGAAACUUUUGGGGAUUUUUUUAGAAAAAGACAGACAUUGCAUCAUGCAUAAGGUGGUUGUGAACUUGCAGGCCGUUUUUAAAAUUGUAAUACAGCAGCAGUUACCAUGCCACAAUAUUCCCUUUGUAUUACAAGAAAACACCCUUAUGAGAAACAAAGUGACUGACUGACUGACUGUGCAAGGAUCAUUAUUCAUCCUGCUGUCCCUGAUUUAACCCUUUCAACCACUUAAACCUAUUUGUGUUUUGGAGUAAAAUGCUUCCAGGACAUUGAAAACUUGGCACGGGUAUCUCCUUUUGUGAAAGUAACACAGUUAGUUUGUGUAAUAGAUACAAAAAAAAUUGUGCAGUUCAACAAAUAUUUCAAGAUAAACUCUAUGGCAGACAGAUGGCAUUGCCACACUAAGCAUUUCAGUGAAAGCAGCCAGUGAAGGGGUUACGUAGAGAUUACUCAUAGAAGACACUGGCAGGAAACAAUUCAGAUUUGUUUGGUCUUGUUCAUUGUAGAUAUCUAGUUUAAUUUCAGGAGAGGGUUUCUUUUAAGUGAAUACCUCAUAAUUUACUCACAAUCAUUCACUGCUUUUUCAUUUGCCAUAGUAUAACUGUCAUAGCAGUUGCAACUUUAUUCAAUUUUUGUUGUUUUUUUUUGUAUUUCUAUGUACUUCAUAUGCAUUAGGAGUUUAAGGCCACAAAUUCCACACUGUUCAUCUGUCGGAAAGAACCAGUGUUGAGAAUUUUUGAGAGAACAGAUAUAAAUAGCUGUAAAUGGAUUUUAGAAAUCUGCGCUUGAUUAAAAUAUGGGAAACAUUUUUGACUACUCCUUCAUGGGUGUGAUUCGGUCAGGCUGAAUUUAUUGGAUGUGGUGCAGAAAGGUGGAAGAAGCUGUUUUCUGAUUAUCAGUAUGCAGACUAUGCCAAUGCAGUUCUUUGCCGUUGCACCAUGCCACCACAAGAAUUGUAACUAUUUGUUUAAACAAGCAAAGUGUCUUGUUUAACCCAAGUAUCAACAGAUAAGAUGUUGUAGGAGCAAUUUUAAUUAAAAAUAAUUGUUGAAAAAUCCUUUGUGAUUUGGUCUAAAGCGCUAAGCCACCCAGCUUUGAAUUUGUUUCCUUUUGCCCAUGGAUUCCCCGAAAUUUCUUAAUUUGUUCUUAAGAAGAUAUGAAUGAGGGUUGUUCAACUUUGUACAUAAUCUUAUGUUAAGAUGCUGAAUAAAAACAUGUUGAGAAAAUAGUGACCAGAACACUUAUUCAGAACAAGGUAGUUUUGUUUCUGUUUAAUAACACCUUCACAAUGAAACUGUCAAGUUGUUAUCAGUAAUAACUAGUAGUGAGUUCAAGCACUUUCCUUUCAGACCUAGGGCCCAAGUUCAAAUAUGAUCCAGAUAUGAUCAAAAUCUUUGUCUAUUAGCUGACAGGGUUCUAAUUGAAAUGAGUUUAGCAUAGUCUCAACUUAGUUUGCUAAUUAAUAUUGCAUCCACAGCACAAUAUUUCCUAUAAUAUGGAAAUAUACUGAUCAAAAUCAUAAAAGUAGCUGAUAUACAUCCUCAUUUCUUCAUACAAAUCCCUAUCUCUGUAACUACGUAUAACCAAACAACCCUCCCAGAUCUUUGUACUCUUCCAAUUCUGGUCCCUUUGCAUCCCUGAUUUUAAUUGUUCAAUCAUUGGCAGCUGCCUAGGCUCUAAGCUUUUGAAUUCCUUACAUAAACCUCUGCCUCACUACCUCUUUCUCUUCUUUUAAGACACUUUUUCAAACCUACCUCUUUAACCCAACUUUUGGUCACUUGACCUAAUAUUUUUUUGUGUGGCUCGAUGUCAAAAUUUUUUUCUUUGGCAAUGUUCCUGUCAAGCGCCUUGGGAUGUUUUACCACAUUAAAGGCACUAUAUAAAUGCAGCUUGUAUGGGAAAUGGAAGAUUCACACUAAUUUUAUAGGAAUUGGUCUUCUGAAUUGGCAGGACAUAGCACAUUACUGGUCAGAGUUGCAAGGAAGUGAAGCCUGCACCUACCCAAUGUUGUAACUGAUCCAGGAAUGCUCAAAACUAAGACUUGGUGCUAAAAGUGUAAAAACAUUAUAUUCUUUGGAAAAUUUUCCCACUCUCCAAAAAUUGACAUGUUUGAAGUAUGUAAAGAUUAAUUGUACAAUAAAUGCUAUGGAUGGUC